Molecule: messenger RNA, 794 nt
Organism: Suricata suricatta (meerkat)
Lineage: Eukaryota; Metazoa; Chordata; Mammalia; Carnivora; Herpestidae
Gene: PAIP2B
Product: poly(A) binding protein interacting protein 2B
Exons: 4
Coding region: 205-576 (123 amino acids)
Biological process (GO): negative regulation of translational initiation
Cellular component (GO): cytoplasm
Molecular function (GO): mRNA regulatory element binding translation repressor activity
Source: RefSeq, a predicted model, not a curated record
GGCGGAGUAAAUAGCCAGUGUGCUGUAGGAGAUAACCUGGCUAAGUGGCAGCGGCGCUUUUCCUGUGCUGUGGCUCACGCUUUGGAACUGGAAGCCAAGACUGUUCUGGCGACGGCGACCUUUGCGGCGACGGCUGAGGCUCUCGGAGGAGUGGCGGAGUACGGUCUGGAGGAAGGGCUUCUGGUCAGCCCAGGUUUUAUCAUAAUGAAUGGAUCCAGUGUAGCCAAUACAUCACCCAAUGUAAAAUCCAAAGAGGACCAAGGAUUAAAUGGGCACGAUGAGAAGGAAAACCCAUUUGCAGAGUACAUGUGGAUGGAGAAUGAAGAAGAUUUCAACAGACAGGUGGAGGAGGAGCUGCAGGAGCAAGAUUUCUUAGACCGCUGUUUCCAGGAGAUGCUGGAUGAAGAAGACCAAGACUGGUUUAUCCCCUCCCGAGACCUGCCUCCGACCAUGGGACAGUUGCAGCAGCAGUUAAAUGGACUGUCAGUCAGCGACGGCCACGAUUCUGAAGAUAUUUUGAGCAAAAGUAACCUGAACCCGGAUGCCAAGGAAUUUAUUCCGGGAGUGAAGUACUGAACUGACAGAAAGCUUUGAGGAGAACUUGUAUGUCCCCACAUCUGGGGACAGUGCUGCACAAAGAGGCAGAGCUGAAGAGGGGGGUGGGGUGGGCGAGGGGUACUCAGUGGGGAGGGGGACAGUGGUUUAACUUGACACUGUGAGUGGAGUAACUAAUUGUGCUCAGUCUUACUCUGCAAGCCUCCGAGUCUCUGAAUAUUUCUCUUUUGUUCUACUGA